This is a messenger RNA of Protopolystoma xenopodis, 495 nucleotides long. The record is from the annotation of a GenBank genome assembly. Lineage: Eukaryota; Metazoa; Platyhelminthes; Monogenea; Polystomatidea; Polystomatidae.
AUGGCAACACUAACUGAUGAUGCUGAAUACGAUGCCGGCGAAACGUUUGAGAAUGUACCAAGUUCACUGUCUGAUGCUGAGAAUCAUGACAAUUACUAUGGCAGACGACUUCGGACAAUAUGUCCCCUCAUGCCAGCUCAUGUGAUGUCUCAAAUCACUCUCAAAGACAUCAGUCUUCUCAGUCCGACUCAGCAACUACUGUGUCCGCUGGUUUUACCAGAUCCCUCAGCCAAGAGCAACUCGCUCCUCCACUUCCUUUGCUCUCCUCUCCCCGCCUAUCUUGCAGCAGCCGAGGCAGUACUUCCCCUGUCGAGGUUGAUAAUGUUAGUAGUCUUGAAAACUGUAACAACUCCACCAUCUCUAAUCCUGUCGCCAGGACAUCAUCAGGUGUUUCCAAGACUUCGUCUAUCGUUUCGAAUCGGCAAGUUGAAUCUGCUUCAAUUGGCCGGUGCUAUUCGACCCCUUAUUCCGCUAGUGAUGCUCCGACACUCGUGA